AGGAACGAAGCGCCGCACAAGCAGCCUGCGCGCCCGCGGGCGCUCCGCACAGCUGAGCAGAGCCGGCGGCCCCGCGGUGCCUGGGGCGGGCCGGGCCGGCGGCCGCGGAGCCCGGCGGGGUGUGGCCUCGGCGUUAUUUAUGAGCUCCAGCCCCUAUUUGCUCAGCUAAUGAUGCACCGGAGGCUGCCGUGCCUCGCCUCGCUAGCGCGGCGGCGGCGGCAAGGGCAGGGCAGAGCCGAGCCGGUAACUGGAAACCAAAGGCUUCAACCUCAGCGCCCGGCCACUUUCCAUUCACUCCUAGGUGCUUAAUUGAGGGCUGGGGAGAAGCGCUCCCGGUGCCUUAGGAGUCCAGCUCGAAGGAUUGUUUUAUAAGGGAACCGGGAGUACCUUUGCAACCACCACGAAGAGAGAGUUUUCCUUUAUUUUUAUUCUUUUUAUUUUUAUUUUAUUUUUCCCCCACACAAUGAGCCGGGUUCGGAAUUAAAACGUUCUGGUAACAGCAGAAGAGUCCAUAAACUGAUAGAAAGCAGAUAGAAAGCUGUAUUACUGGUUCUUCCAAUAGCUGGGUUUCAUUUCUUGGAUAUUAAGCUGCAAAUCUGAAGAGAUGGCAUUUCUUGUACUGCACCUGGUGAUUGGGAUAUUUAUUUACUUCAACAGUGUAAAAGGAUCUUCCCAGCCUCAAGCAAGGGUGUUUUUAUCAUUCAAUGAGCUGCAAGAAACUAAGACCUCUGAAUAUCACAGAAUAUCACACAGUCCUCUGGAUUACAGGAUAUUAUUGAUGGAUGAAGAUCAGGAUCGGAUCUAUGUGGGCAGCAAAGAUCAUAUUCUGUCUUUGAAUAUUAAUAAUAUAAGCCAAGACCCUCUCAGUAUUUUCUGGCCAGCAUCUGCAAACAAGAUAGAGGAGUGCAAAAUGGCUGGCAAAGAUCCUACUCAUGGCUGUGGAAAUUUUGUGCGUGUGAUACAGUCAUACAAUCGCACACACCUAUACGUUUGUGGCAGUGGAGCCUUCAGCCCAGUGUGUGUGUAUGUCAACAGGGGACGCAGGUCUGAGGAACAAAUCUUCAAGAUCGACUCCAAGUGUGAAUCAGGGAAGGGACGCUGUUCUUUCAACCCAAAUGUGAACACGGUGUCUGUUAUGAUCAAUGAAGAGCUUUUUUCAGGAAUGUAUAUUGAUUUCAUGGGGACGGAUGCAGCCAUUUUUCGGAGCCUGACCAGACGGAAUGCAGUGCGAACAGACCAACACAACUCCAAGUGGCUGAGUGAGCCUAUUUUUGUGGAUGCUCAUGUUAUCCCAGAUGGCACUGACCCCAAUGAUGCCAAAAUCUACUUCUUCUUCAAAGAGAGACUGACAGACAACAGUGGCAGCACCAAGCAAAUUCACUCAAUGAUUGCAAGAAUAUGCCCAAAUGAUACAGGUGGUCAGCGUAGUCUUGUGAACAAGUGGACAACCUUCUUGAAAGCAAGACUUGUGUGCUCAGUAAUGGAUGAAGAUGGAACAGAAACGUACUUUGAUGAAUUAGAGGAUGUGUUUCUUUUGGAGACAGAUAACCCCAGAACAACGCUUGUGUAUGGAAUUUUUACAACAUCAAGCUCAAUAUUUAAAGGCUCAGCUGUGUGUGUGUAUCAUUUAUCUGACAUCCAGACUGUGUUCAACGGGCCAUUUGCACACAAGGAGGGACCAAACCACCAGCUGAUUCCAUAUCAGGGCAGAAUACCAUACCCGCGGCCUGGCACCUGUCCAGGAGGAGCCUUCACACCCAAUAUGCGGACAACCAAAGAGUUUCCAGAUGAUGUUGUGACCUUCAUCAGGAAUCACCCUUUGAUGUUUAAUCCCAUUUACCCAAUACACAAGAGGCCAUUAAUCAUCCGUAUAGGAACGGACUACAAGUAUACAAAGAUUGCUGUGGAUCGAGUGAAUGCAGCAGAUGGAAGAUACCAUGUCUUGUUUCUUGGCACAGACCAAGGAACUGUACAAAAGGUUGUUGUCUUACCCACCAACUUCUCUGCAAGUGGAGAACUCAUUUUAGAAGAGCUGGAGGUUUUUCAGAGUAAUUCUCCUAUAACAACAAUGAAGAUCUCAUCUAAAAAGCAACAGCUGUAUGUGAGCUCAGACGAAGGGGUCACCCAGGUAUCCUUGCACCGCUGCCACAUCUAUGGGACUGCCUGUGCUGACUGCUGCCUAGCCCGAGAUCCGUACUGUGCCUGGGAUGGCAACUCUUGCUCCAGAUUUUAUCCCACAGGGAAAAGGAGGAGUCGCAGGCAAGAUGUGAGACAUGGAAACCCUCUGACUCAGUGCCGAGGUUUCAACCUGAAAGCCUACAGAAAUGCAGCAGAAACAGUCCAAUACGGAGUGAAAAACAACACCACCUUUCUUGAAUGUACACCCAAAUCUCCUCAGGCUUCUAUUAAAUGGCUGCUACAGAAAGAUAAUGACAGGAGGAAAGAGGUCAAGCUGAAUGAGAGGAUCAUAGCUACUGAGCAAGGACUCCUCAUUCGCUCUGUCCAAGACAGUGACCGAGGGCUUUAUCACUGCAUCGCAACAGAGAACAACUUCAAGCAAACCUUAGCAAAAAUCAAUUUCAAAGUGCUAGAUACAGAGAUGGUGGCCUUCAUGACUGACAAGUGGUCCCCUUGGACCUGGGCCAGCUCAGUGCGAGCGCUGCAGUUCCACCCAAAGGACUUUGUGGGAGCUUUCAGCCACUCAGAAAUGCAGAUGAUUAACCAAUACUGCAAAGACAGUAGACAGCAAGGUCAGCAGAGGGAAGAAUCUCAGAAGAUGAGAGGCGACUACAGUAAACUAAAGGCCCUUAUCAAUAGCAGGAAAAGUAGAAAUAGAAGAAAUCAGUUACCUGGAUCUUAAUUUUAUUUUGUAGUAGGAGAUAUCUUUGUCCUCACUGUAGGGGGCUUAUAUUUGUCUGUUGAGAACAAAUUUGAGCAAAUAUGAUGAAAAAUUAAAUGAUAUUACAACAAGCUUCAGAAAAUAUUAUCCUCCCAAUAAAAUGCAGUGUAACUUAACUAAAGAAAAGAUGUGGAGAAUUUUCAUUCCUAGAUGCUUACUGGCACUAGAUUAUGCUCUGUCCUAGAAGCAAAACUGAGUGUUCUUAAACCAGAUUCACAUUCAACAUCUCAGUAUUUAAUUACAGUUGAACAGAAAUUAUUACAAAAUCAAUGCAUUAUCUUGCAACUUUGGAACUGUACUAAACAGAUUGGUGGUGGAAGAAUCUGGGUUAAGAUGCAAGCUCAAAUUAAGAUGGUACUAAGAUUUCCUUGCACUGCAUUUAUGAACAUGAGUUUCUACUUGUUUACUGUUCUAUAGUGGGUUUACUGCUUUCACUCAUUGUUCAAAUCAUGUGAAUGCAUGCAUAUAGGAAGCAAACAUAGUAGAAAUGUUUCAUUCAUUCAGAAGUCAAAUGAAGGAAUGAGCAGAAGAAAAAGAGAAAAAAGCUUUUUAUACUUUGUCAGAGGAAACACUGAUUAUUGUGCAUAGUAUGAGUUGUAAUAAAUUUAUGAGUCUGGAAUGUAACUUAAAAUAUCUCUGCUCAUAUUGAUUUUUAUAGGAUGUCCUAUGACAUGUCAUAGCUUUAUAAGUGGCACAAGCUAAGAUGAGAAUGUUCAUUAUAUGUACAAUUUUGAAAAACACCUAAGUGUCUUGGGUAUUUUAGCUAUUUUCAAAGAAUUACACUCCAAUUUUUUUCAAAGGUCAGAAUGUGGGUAUACUGUACAGUGUUUACUCAAAAAUUGUUUUUAAUCUGCUUCACAAUUUAUUUGGAGCUGGUCUACAAUAUAGAAACAAGUCAGAAAUGUCAUUGAAAAUUUCAAAACAUUUUUUCAGCUAGUUUCUCGAAGUUGCAAAUAUGUUAUCUAGAAUUAAAGCAUUUUCAUUUUUCAGUCUUUAUACCUUUUUUUUUUGGUUGGUUUUCUGCUGAGAAGAAGAACAAGGGGAAAAAAAAACAAGAUAGAAAAUAAAAAAUAAAAAAAAAUGUUUGGGUCAAAAACCUAAAAUUACAACAUUUUGAGAGGCAUGUUUAAAUAGAAAUAUUUUUGUUUAAGAAGCAGCCGUCAGGUCUAAUGAAGUAUGUCUAUUGAAAACUGGUUACAUGUGCAUCAUCUAUCCCGGGCAAAACAAUCGCGUCCUUUUGAGCAACACUGAUGCCAAAAAAUAGGGACAAAUGUUCAUUAUUUUAUUCUGUAAGAGUGUUCUGGAAGCCACUGGGUUUGUUUACAAGAAAUAGACAGUAAGGAUUAAAUGUGUGUGACUACCUUAGAAAAAGUGUUUUAUUACAUGAUAUUUUUAUGAUGGUAUGCAACAAUAUAAGCUAAUUAACCAUGUUCAGUUCAAUAAAUAAAUGAAUAAUAAAUAAAUAAAUACACUUUCUAAAAAAUCAGUUAGUGAAAAUAACUUCUGGGCCCAGUGAAGGUAAGAAAAAGUUAGCUCCAGCCAGUAACAUGGAUACUGUAUUUAAAACAGUUUUGAAAAAUUUAAUGGAUGAUUGUUGAAACUCUUGGGCAUUAUUUUGAUUCUACACUGGGCAUAACUCUACAGGAUGUAGGAAGACACCUCAGCCAGUGUGAAUUAAGAUCCAGUGCAAUGGAGUUAACUCUGUUAUUAAGGUGAUACCAUAGUUUGAUAUGUCAGAUCGUCACCACCUGAUGCAGAAUAGCUGGGAAAUGGGUCAUGAUUUAUCAAAGUACUUGAACACUCUCCCUAAGACCCUUUGAUGCUGAUGGACUUCUUUGAUGCUCUUGGAAUUCUGUAUACAUGCUUAGUGCUUGCUUCAAAGGGGGUGUCAAUGCCUGAUUGUAUGAUACCAAGUAGUUAAGUGUUUUCCUCAGUCAAGGCCUAAAUGCAAGUUUCUGCAGUAUGUAGAUGUUGGUAUCUGAGGUCCUUCACAUGGAAGCCAAUGGGUAAAUUUUCUUUUUGAUUUCUGUGAUCUUGGAACCAGCCUUGAGAACUGGUAAAAAAAAUACUUUCUGAGGGUAGAAAAAAAAAAUAUAUAUAUAUAUAUAUAUUUCUUUUUUUUUUUUUUCCUGAGGAUAACCGACUUCUGGAGUGUGUAAGUUACAAACCAAAAAUUGAGUGCCACAAAAUGAAACUACCUCCUAGAAUGACAUUAGUACAUAUGCUCUGUAUGCUGCCAUACUCUUAUUUCCACAGCAGAUUCACUGCAGAGUCAGUGUGAUAUUAAUGUCUAUUGUGAGGAUCAUAAUUGCUUCCAGAUGGAAUACAGUGAUUAAUAAGUAUUUAAGGGUACAAUUUACUCCUUAAGUGGUUAGGUACAGUGAUAUUUUAAUAGGCCCCCAUUAGGCCUCGGAAAUUAUAGUUACACUGUUUUCUAAUAGAAUAUUGGCAAUAAGGGAUUCCGUCAAAACAAUCAGCAUAGCUCAGUUUCAUAUGACUAUAAAAUAAUAUUUUUAAAGCUGCUUCAUAUACCAUUAUUAUGGUAUGACUGUUUAAGGGAUUAUACUUAAACUAACAUUUUUCCUGCUGCAUGAAAACUUCAGCAAAUAUAUAAUAAGUUGCUGUCAGUGCAUAACUGGUCCAAGCUUCCAUGCUUUAGCAGCCUUCCCCUGUGUAUAUAGUAGUCAGGAGCCAGAUGCUCAGCUGGUAUAAACUAAUGUAACUUCCUCGCUGUCCAUUUAGCUACUGUGGUUUCUACCAGCUGAGGGUUCGGCCCUGAAUGUACAGAAUAGACAAACUUCAAUUUUUAUUUGUUUAAAGUAGCCCCUCUACUGUAGGUAACACCAAAAUUUAGGACUGUAAUAUUGUUUGUGCUAUUUAAUACUUUCUAUUUUGAGGAUUACUAAAUUAUGUAUAUAAUUUUAUUUCUUAAAAAAUACAAAAGCAAAAAGAUGUCUAGGCAUAACUUCACAAAAUGUAAAGAUAUGUUCUCUGCUAAGAACUUCCCGUGUACUGAUAUUUUUUGGUUAUUAUUAUUUUGUGUAGUUUGUAAAGUUUGCUGAAAUCUCGACCUAACAAUGUGUUCUUUGCAAUUGUUGUUACUGUAGAUAUGUGUGUUUUAUUAAGAAAAUCCUGUUUUUAAAAAUUGUAGGUAUGUGUAAAAGUUCCUAGCAUGAUGAAACUGUCAUUACAGUGAAUAUGCAUUAUAUAGUGUGUAAGAAAGAACAAAAUGUAGUUUAACAUAGUGUUAUUUAAUUUAAUAUCUAAAAUAUUAUUUGCCUGACAAAAUAAAGUGUGUUGCAACAAC
Molecule: messenger RNA, 6206 nt
Organism: Cygnus atratus (black swan)
Lineage: Eukaryota; Metazoa; Chordata; Aves; Anseriformes; Anatidae
Gene: SEMA3C
Product: semaphorin 3C
Exons: 18
Coding region: 605-2860 (751 amino acids)
Biological process (GO): positive regulation of cell migration; negative chemotaxis; semaphorin-plexin signaling pathway
Molecular function (GO): semaphorin receptor binding; chemorepellent activity
Source: RefSeq, a predicted model, not a curated record